CUCCAGGACAGCAGUUGAAGAGAGCUCAGUCCUGCAAGGAAGAGGCCAGGACAUUCAGAGGAGCAAAGGAUGGUGACCACAGACAGCGCUGAACCCGGAGGGGUGAGAAAGAUGCUGAAGCCCUUGGUGGAAAAGCGUCGGAGGGAUCGGAUCAACCGGAGCCUGGAAGAACUGCGCCUGCUGCUUCUCCAAAGGACCCACUGCCAGACUCUGAAGAAACCCAAAGUGGAGAAAGCUGAGAUCUUGGAGAUUGCCGUGGGCUACCUGCGAGAGAUGGCCUCUGCCAAGUCCCAGGGAGCUGACCUCUCUGAAGACCGGACCCUACAGACCUGCUUCCGGGUGGGAUUCCAGGAGUGCCUCCUGGGCUUGGCGGCCUUCCUUCAGCAAGCCCACCCCUCGGUCCAGAGCCACCUCCUGGACACCUUGCAUCUCUACUUGGCCUCCAAACCUGAAGCCCAGCCGCAAGACUGGAACUACUACUACGCCUUCUCCCCAAGUCCUUCCUCCUCCUCUUCCUCCUCCUCCUCCUCGGGGUCUCCGCCGAGGACUCCAGAAGCCUUCUCUUCGCCCCAGAAGAUCUGGAAUGAACCCGAACCAUUGCGCCCGAAUCCAGACCCUCCUUGCUGCAGUGCAGGACAACACGGGAGUCGGCAAAGGGAGGCCGAAGGAAAUACCAACGCAACCAAAAGGAUUCCCCCGCCGCCACCCGCUUUCUGGCGUCCUUGGCCCUAAGUUGUCAUCUACUUCUGUUCAAGCUCCUCUUUGUUUUGUACAUAAGUUAAAGUAAUAAUAAAUAUAUAUAUCUUAUUUUGGGUUACAUAGCAGGGUGAUUUGGUGAUGCAUAUAUACAUAUAUAUAUAUACCAUAAUGGUAAUGCACCCACCC
Anolis sagrei ordinatus is the source of this 885-nucleotide messenger RNA. RefSeq names its product hes family bHLH transcription factor 7 (gene HES7). Gene Ontology annotation, cellular component: nucleus. The record is from RefSeq and is a predicted model, not a curated record. NCBI's taxonomy places the organism in Eukaryota, Metazoa, Chordata, Lepidosauria, Squamata, Anolidae. Gene Ontology annotation, biological process: regulation of neurogenesis; regulation of transcription by RNA polymerase II; anterior/posterior pattern specification. Gene Ontology annotation, molecular function: DNA-binding transcription factor activity, RNA polymerase II-specific; RNA polymerase II cis-regulatory region sequence-specific DNA binding; protein dimerization activity.